Messenger RNA from Acipenser ruthenus (sterlet), 1869 nucleotides. Its product is annotated as apoptosis-associated speck-like protein containing a CARD. The transcript is spliced from 4 exons. The record is from RefSeq and is a predicted model, not a curated record. The coding region runs from base 109 to 738 and encodes 209 amino acids. Gene Ontology annotation, biological process: regulation of apoptotic process. Lineage: Eukaryota; Metazoa; Chordata; Actinopteri; Acipenseriformes; Acipenseridae.
GUUUUCUCUCACAAACCGAAGCGAGUUUGACGAAGGCAGAGUUCGUGCGUUCAAUCUCUCCGAGUCCUGCCUCUCUCUUCAUACAGUGAGACCCGCCGCUGAACCGGGAUGGAGAAAACGCUGAAGGACCACCUUGUGGACACCCUGGACGACCUAGACGAAGGGCAGUUUAACAGGUUCAAGGACAAGCUGGGAGAAACGACGUUCCAGGGGCGCAAGAUCGCCAAGGGGAAGCUUCAGAAAGCGACAACCCUGGAAGUAGCGAGUUUGUUAAUCAGCACCUACACCAAAAAGUACGCCGCUGAGAUCACAAUAUUGAUAUUGAGAGCCAUAAAUGAGGUAGACCUAGCCAAAGAGUUGGAAAAAAAAACUGGAGCCGUUGUGAACAUGGUAGGCCUCGAAUCCCCUCCCCCACACGCUGGGGUCCCGGGUGAAGUUGAAGAAGUGAUUGAAGACUCUGUCUCCCUUCUGAGAACCCACAAGGUGCGGCUGAUCGAAGUGCUGUCCAACGACCACAGCCUCGUUGAGCAGGAGGCUCACUCCAAGGGGCUACUCUCCGACAGGAAAUACAAGAAUAUCCGAUCCAUCAACGACCCCAGCGAGAAGAUUGAGGAACUGCUGGACUUCAUCAUGGGCAAGGGCAGCGGGGCGGCGCAGGAGUUCAUAGAGCUGCUCAGGACACUGAAGAACGAUUUCCCCACCCUGCCUGCUGAACUGCUAGGAGUCAACAGGAAUUAGGGCUGGAAGGCAACUUGAAACUCACAUUAGAAAGAUGUGAGGAUUUAUCUGAGGAGCAGCUGAAACAGGAAUUUGAAAAGGUGGGAGGAGACGGUGAAGAAACUGGACUUAAAGGUGUAGAGAAGCGAGACAUUGGAUGAGAUGUUUAUAACACUAUGUAACACAAUUUUUGUUCCUGGGUAGUAAGUGUUAUUUCCUAAUUGCUUAUGCCUCAAAAGUAUAGAAAAUUGCUAUUAUUCCCCACAAACUUUGCUUUUGUGACCAGGACAGUGAUAUUUUGAAAUGUACCUAUUUCCAAUGAGAAAACAGGCGAAUUUGUGUCUUUUCGUUCACAUAAAGUCUGAAAAAAACAACAUAUGAAUCCAAAUUAACAUGUAUUUAUACUAAAGUAAUACAAAAAUGACUACAAAAGAUUUAGAAGUGAGUAGUUUUUCGAGAUUUACGAUUAUUCUGUAAAUCACUUUCACGAAUCAGCACAUGUUUAUUGUUUUACCGUGGGAUGUAUGGGUCUGUUAGGGUUGCUGGUCUGCCUGCAGAUCUUUGUAAUGCAGAACCUGCUGAAAUCCCUAAACAUUGGAGACACAAAACCAAAGAACCAAGAAGGCCUCCGUUUAAAAGAGAUGAUUGGGCAUUCAAUAGAAAUUAAUAGAAAUAUACAUUACAUAGAAAUAAGCAUCCUGUUUAAUACUGUACCGUGCAAAAAGCAAUCCGAUGAAAGAGUAUUUCUUAUAAUAGAAUUGAAUUAAAGAACACAUUUAGAAUGCUGAGGGGUCGGAAUCAUUGUGAAAGAAAUAAUCUAAUCAAAUGCAUUUCCUGUUGUGAAAUAUAUGCAGAGUUAACGUAAUACACUCCACGGCAUAUUAUUUGUAAACUGUAAACUUUUCAGACGAUGUCUCCUGAGGAUUUCUUUCUGUGUCACAUUAAUCAUUUCUUGCUUGUCUGUAUAACUUCACCAGAACGCUCGUUCUUUCUAAUCUCUUCGAAUGUAUGGCAAAUCAAAGUUUAAUAUGUCUGCAAGUUGAUUUCAACAAAUAUGAUCUGUUUAAAAAAAAAAAAAAAAACACCUGUAGAUCUUGUUCCCAUGUCUGCUUUGCACCGGCUGUAUGUGAAUAAAGAGAACUUCUACCCAGA